UUCUCCUUGGCUUCUGUGAUGUCACACUGGGACUGCUUUCCUUCCACCCUGGGCUGUGGCUUCCAAGGCUGCUGUGACCAUGGGGCUCCUGGAGCCAGCAGAGGGGAGGGAGCCUGGAGGCUCUGAUCCCCCCUGGGGGCACAGAAGGUCCAGCCAUGCCGCUCUUGAAGGAUGCCACACCCCACAUGAAGGAGAGCCAUCCCCUGCCUCAGGCCCUACUCCCCUGGAUCCUCCCAAGCCUGUUUGCUGCCUUCAACGUAGUGCUGCUGGUCGUUUUAAGUGGCCUCUUCUUCGCAUUCCCUUGCAGGUGGCUGGCCCAGAACGGGGAAUGGGCCUUUCCCGUCAUCACAGGCUUCCUCUUUGUCAUCACCUUCUUCAGUCUUGUUUCUCUCAACUUCUCAGACCCUGGCAUCUUGCAUCAAGGCUCCAACGAACAGGGCCCCAUGAUGGUGCAUGUGGUAUGGGUGAACCACAGGGCCUUCCGCCUGCAGUGGUGCCAAAAGUGCUGCUUCCACCGCCCUCCCCGGACCUACCACUGCCCCUGGUGCAACAUCUGUGUGGAGGACUUUGACCACCACUGCAAGUGGGUCAAUAACUGCAUCGGUCACCGCAACUUCCGCUUCUUCAUGCUGCUCGUCCUGUCCCUAUGCCUUUACUCGGGCGCCAUUUUAGUCACCUGUCUGAUUUUCCUGGUGCGCACGACCCACCUGCCGUUCUCCAUGGACAAGGCUAUCGCCAUCGUGGUGGCUGUACCCGCCACCGGUUUCCUGGUGCCACUCUUCCUGCUCCUGCUGAUCCAGGCCAUGUCGGUGAGCGCGGCCGAGCGUUCCUACGAAGGCAAGUGCCAACACCUGCAGGGAUACAACCCCUUCGACCAUGGCUGUGCCAGCAACUGGUAUUUAACAAUCUGUGCACCGCUAGGACCCAAGUACAUGGCCAAAGCUGUCUGGCUGCAGAGAGUGGAGAUGCCUGACUGGGUGCCCGUGCACAAUCCGCACAUCUCCGUGUGCCCUCCUGUGCUCAGUCCUAACCCUCCCUGGGCCUGGGUCUGGCUCCCAGCCCCAACCUCUGGGUCUUUACAAACCAGGGAAGGGUCCCCCAGGGAGUGGUGAGGCUGCAGCCCUCCAGGAGGUGAGGAGUGUGUGCCUGUGUGUGCUGGGAGGGGGCGUCUGCCCAUAGUACGGGUGUCGGGGACCCCCCUCCCUCCCAUGUUGGGCUGCCCUGAAGCUGGAGCACUCAGAGCUCAGGGGAUGGAGAUUUUAGGCUGGAGGAGUGUUGGAGGUAGAGUCACAGGUCUCCAGAAAACACCAGGGGUCCCUGGAGACACAAAGGGAAAAGGCCACACCAUUCACUUGCCGGAUGGCCUUGGGCCAGUCAUUUAUUCCUUCUGGGCCUCAGUUUCUUCAGCUAUUAAUGAGGACUGAGACUAGUUCAGUGGUUUAUAAUUGGGUUGGGGGGCAGAUUCCCCUAUUUAAAGGCACCUUUUGCGCUGAAGCCCAGUCUGUGAACCAUAUGGAAGUGGAGCAUUAGGAUGUCCCACACACCAGGCACCUGCAGGGACAUUCUGGGUGCCAACCCACUCCCUUUGCUCUGCCUGUAGGGGGCGGUGGCUUGGACGGUUUCUUGCUCCCCGGUUGGGUGGGCUGGGGGGCGGGUUUCGGGGAAAGCACCCAUCCCCCACUCUAUGUUUAGCUCCAGGCUGGCCCGGUGCUGCCCCCGCUGCGGGAGGCCCCCAGGCGAAGCUCCGUCUGCCUCUCGCCCUUUCGCACUGGCCGAUGCCAGGAGCCCCUGCACCCGAACCCCACCUCUUGAGCCCCUCGUGGAGACCUCUGUGCCCUGCCCUUACCCACCCCCCUGGCGGGAGUGCUGGGAGGCCCCAAAGCCCAUUAAAUACCCUUUGCCU
This is a messenger RNA of Camelus dromedarius (Arabian camel), 1903 nucleotides long. It is a transcript of the gene ZDHHC19, whose product is annotated as zinc finger DHHC-type palmitoyltransferase 19. Gene Ontology annotation, biological process: peptidyl-L-cysteine S-palmitoylation; protein targeting to membrane. The record is from RefSeq and is a predicted model, not a curated record. Lineage: Eukaryota; Metazoa; Chordata; Mammalia; Artiodactyla; Camelidae. Gene Ontology annotation, cellular component: Golgi apparatus; endoplasmic reticulum. Gene Ontology annotation, molecular function: protein-cysteine S-palmitoyltransferase activity.